Molecule: messenger RNA, 791 nt
Organism: Wallemia mellicola CBS 633.66
Lineage: Eukaryota; Fungi; Basidiomycota; Wallemiomycetes; Wallemiales; Wallemiaceae
Exons: 1
Coding region: 168-545 (125 amino acids)
Source: RefSeq, a predicted model, not a curated record
UGCAAGUUGAAGGAUUCUAAAGGGGAAAUAGUGGGUACUAUAACUUGCAAUAUAUCAUUCCAUUGAAAGUCACUAUUAGUUGAAGGUUUGAGAAUGAAUCUAUAGCUGUUAUAUACGAAUUCACGCAUCUGAGCGUGUUGGUUGUUGAGUUGAAACAUUCAUCAUCGAUGCAGUCACCAUAUAAAGCCAGAGUGAGGCAUUACACGGAUAGUGGUACCGGCAGCCCGAGUAAUCAGAGGAAAGAUAUAGAGAAUAGAAAGAUAGCAGAUCUGGAGAUCAGCAAUAAAGCACUCCUCGCAAUCAAUCACCAGCUCGAGCAGACGAGAUUGAAGCACGUCAAGCAGAUAAAGGAAUUGAAACGCUUAGUAGAGCAGCUCCAGCUAGACAGACGUUCUCCAUCUCCGCAAUCUAUGAUAGAUAACGUAGAAGAGGACGACAUUGAGGAAUGUCUAGAGAAUGACAACCAGUUCAAUAAAAUACGGUGGUCUAUCCAGGAUUUAAUAGCUCAGGGUAAGGAUGCUCUCGCUGCUGGUAGUCUCAGUUAGGGUUACCCCAUUGACUUCAAAUCUGCACUCACUUUUGGCUUACUCUUGAACGACCACCAUCGAAUAUAUCCAGAAAACAUCCCGCAUAGAUAGAUAAUGUGAGUAUAUUCUACUAUAUAGUCCAACUAGGUGUUACUUGAUGAAGCAAAUGUAUCAGGCAAGUUCACACUGAUCAUUCAUGACGACUAUUACAUCUAAACGUCUUUCGCUCCUAUCUGACUCACCAAUGCUGGACUACCUAGCUCU